Molecule: messenger RNA, 2031 nt
Organism: Chinchilla lanigera (long-tailed chinchilla)
Lineage: Eukaryota; Metazoa; Chordata; Mammalia; Rodentia; Chinchillidae
Gene: Rhob
Product: ras homolog family member B
Biological process (GO): small GTPase-mediated signal transduction
Molecular function (GO): GTP binding; GTPase activity
Source: RefSeq, a predicted model, not a curated record
GCUAGCGACCCCAGCCCGAGCGAGCGCUGAGCGGCGAGCGCGGCCCCUGGUGCUGCGCGGGCCCGGCGCGCCCAUGGCGGCCAUCCGCAAGAAGCUGGUGGUGGUGGGCGACGGCGCGUGCGGCAAGACGUGCCUGCUGAUCGUGUUCAGCAAGGACGAGUUUCCUGAGGUGUACGUGCCCACCGUCUUCGAGAACUAUGUGGCCGACAUCGAGGUGGACGGCAAGCAGGUGGAGCUGGCGCUGUGGGACACGGCGGGCCAGGAGGACUACGACCGCCUGCGGCCGCUCUCCUACCCCGACACCGACGUCAUCCUCAUGUGCUUCUCGGUGGACAGCCCGGACUCCCUGGAGAACAUCCCCGAGAAAUGGGUGCCCGAGGUGAAGCACUUCUGCCCCAACGUGCCCAUCAUCCUGGUGGCCAACAAGAAAGACCUGCGCAGCGACGAGCACGUCCGCACCGAGCUGGCGCGCAUGAAGCAGGAGCCCGUGCGCACGGACGACGGCCGCGCCAUGGCCGUGCGCAUCCAAGCUUACGACUACCUCGAGUGCUCGGCCAAGACCAAGGAGGGCGUGCGCGAGGUCUUCGAGACGGCCACGCGCGCCGCGCUGCAGAAGCGCUACGGCUCCCAAAACGGCUGCAUCAACUGCUGCAAGGUGCUAUGAGGCCGUGCCGCCCCGCCUGCCCUGCCCCGCGGCUCCCCCUCCGGCCCGGCGCCACGAGCCCGGGGAAGGGGAGACCCACGCCCCGGGGCCACCGCCGCACUGCCUGGCAUCAGUUGGCGGCUCCGGCUGUCGCACCAAGGACUAGCGUGGGCGUCGGCGCCCCCUUCCCAGUGUCUGCGUGCACUGUGUUGCACGGGCCCGGGCGUCCCGCCGAGUGCCAAGGGGUUCCCGAGCAUCCUUUCUGAAGAGCCAGGCCUCAGAGUGUGUGGCUGCGUGUGUGUUCGACUUCUCCCGCCCCAUUUUUUACCCCACCUCCGCCUCUGGUCUCAGGGGCACGCGGGGCGCCGGCGGGUGGCCGCGCCCCAUCCGAUGUCGCCUGUAGCCGGCAAGCGCGUGCUGUCCCUUGUCUGUAACAUAGACCUCGGGAACUGCGGGAGGGAGGGCUGGGGAGGACGGGAGGGUGUUAUAUAAAUACAGAUAUAAUUUUAUUUUCGGAGGUAAAACUGGGUUUAAUGGUGGUGGCAGCGAGUGGAGUGACCAGAGUGCCACGAAAGCUCCGGCCCAGGCUGGAUCAGGCGCCCAUCCAAGCAUGGACUGGACUUGGCCAUCUUUCUGACCCCUGGGUUAGACAUUCGCAACUGACCUGGGGUGAGGACGCGGCUCCUGCGAGCAGCCCCCAGCGAACCCUUCACCUGCCAGCCACCUGCAGGCGCUGCCGGGUUGAUUUUGCCAUAGCGAACUUUGUGCCUGUCCUACAAGUGGAAAUUCUUCGGUCUAAGAAAUUGUUACUUGAUUUAUUUAAAGGCUGAACUUUUUGUUGUUGAAAGAAUUCUUUGCACAAUUGUUUCAUUAUUUGACACUUAAUGCACUUGUCAUUUGCAUAAGACAGUAGCAUUCUGACCACACUUGUAUGCUGUAACCUCAUCUACUUCUGAUGUCUUUUUUAAAAAACAAUGAUGACUUUUAAAACAAAGAGAGGGAAAAAACCCACUGAUACUUGCUUUGUUUUCUUGGGAAAAAGGGGAGCGACACUGUUUUGUGAUUUUAUUGUGCAGGUUGUGCACACUUUGGGUAAAGGAAGGUAACAAGUAUUGGGGUCUAUUUAAAACUUUUUUCUCAAGGCAGUCUCUAGAGCUUUGUGAAAUUUUCUCUGCAUCUUUGUACAGAGAGUAAACCUACCCGUUUUCUUUUUCCCCUCCCCUCCCAGCCCAGUGGUACUUCUACUAAAUUGUUGUCUUGUUUUGUUAUUUUUUAAAUAAACUGACAAAUGACAAAGUGAUGAGCUUAUGAUGUUUACAUAAAAGUUCUAUAAGCUGUGUAUACAGUUUUUUAUGUAAAAUAUUAAAAGACUAUGAUGAUGACAUUUA